AUGAGGAUCAUGGUCGGCCUGCUUCGGAGCGAGGGCGGGACGCUCACGGUAUACGGCGAGUCCCCGUCUGCUGGACACGCGGCCCGGAUCGGUUACAUGCCGCAGCUAAGCGCUCUCUACCAGGAACUCUCUGUCAGGGAGAACGUCGACUUCUUCGCGCGGAUGUACGGGAUGUCAGACAGGCGACUUCGCAAUCGGUCUGUGGAAGAGGCCGUCGACCAAGUUGGCCUUCUGGAACGAAUCGCCGACCCAGUUCUCAACCUCAGCGGAGGUAUGCGCCAGCGGGUGAGUCUCGCCAUCGCCUUGGUACACCGGCCAGCACUGCUGCUUCUGGACGAACCCACCGUCGGACUCGAUCCGGACUUACGUGCCGUGUUUUGGGUUCGCUUCAGGCGCAUGGCGGAGUCCGGCACGACCAUCAUGAUCUCCAGCCACACUAUGGACGACGCGGCCCACUGCGACAGGCUGGCCUUCCUCAGAGACGGGAAAGUGAUUGCCCUCGAUACUCCCAUGGCGCUCCGCGCGGCUACUGGUCGCUCCGACGCAUCUCUCGAAGAUGCGUUCUUGUAUUUCCUUGGCAGGUCGGCAGACUGA
Geodia barretti is the source of this 594-nucleotide messenger RNA. Lineage: Eukaryota; Metazoa; Porifera; Demospongiae; Tetractinellida; Geodiidae. The record is from the annotation of a GenBank genome assembly.